Molecule: messenger RNA, 1326 nt
Organism: Somion occarium
Lineage: Eukaryota; Fungi; Basidiomycota; Agaricomycetes; Polyporales; Cerrenaceae
Source: the annotation of a GenBank genome assembly
GUUCCUGCCAUGAUCCUGCCUUGACGCUUCGUGUACGAGACUCGCACUCAUCAGCGGCAUGCACAUCCAUCCUUUCUGGGGAAAACUUCUUUUUUGCUUCCAUCAUUCAAUGACAAUCUGCCCGAGAAUCAAUCCGAUGAGAAUUUCCAGCCUGGUGAUUUUCCUCCCAAUAGAUCAGUCGUUCUGUUCAUCCUUGAAAUAUCAACACAUGUGGCACUGUAUCAGUGGAUGCCUCCAUCAUCGUUAUGGGACACGGAAUUCUCAUUGUGUUGGCAUCUGCUUACAUCUUCGUUCCUUUUGCUAUCAUGAUGUUUCCAAGAUGUAUAUAAGUCCGGGCUGGCAAACAUGACGUCUCUCCAGCGGCGCUCACGUGAAUCUGGCAUUCAUAGUAUCAGCAUAUCUAGCAAUCAAGUAUAACCUACAUAUGCAGCCAUGAUGAUGACCGGGUUAAUGACUGUCUUUGGCCUGGUUGCCGCCUUCUUUCUACCUUCGAUGUCACUUUCUAUUCCUAUCAAUAAAGGAAACCCUGUCCAGCCGGUGAAACCUCGUUUCUUGGAUGGGCCCCCAUCUCUUUUGAACAUUGGUGGCAAACCCAAUGGCACUGUCAACGCCUCCACAGUGUCGGCCCUUGAAGAAACGCAAUUUGGUGGGCACACCCCAAUUCUGCGAAGAUCACAAGAUGGCACUUCGUCAGAAUCAGGCGGCAUCGUACGUGUUCCACGAAAGGUACUCCAGUUGACAAGUGAAGAGCUUCAACGCUUGCGCACAGGAGUCUAGAAACAUUGGACGAUCUCUCCGAGCGAGGACUGAAACAUUAUCAUGCUAAUAAUGAGUCUGCUGAAUCUUCGGGACUGGCGACUAAAUACAUGUCUAAUUCAGAAUGCCUGUCUUGAGGCCACGAUAGACACUGAUAGACAUCUUUCGACGUGAUCAUCUCCUGAUCACGCUCAUCAAGUUAAUGUCGGCGGAUUCCCGCGAGAUGAGAGUCCUUGUUGAGGGAAAGGGCUGACUGCGGGGAUCUUGUUUCGCGAUGAACAUGAUUACUCACCUUGGGCUCGCCCUAUUGUUCCUGUGUUAAGACAACAGGUCUUCAUCAAGAUUGUGACAUUUGAGUUCAAUCUCAUCGUCAAAAGUCGUGUAUUCUAAAAGACGCUAUCUGUCAAUUGGAGUUUUCGAGGACGACCCCUUGCAGGUCAUUGCAUCGAGGAGCCGGUCUCAACUCUAUGACUACGUCUCUUCCAUCCUAACUUAUUCUGAAAUACUUUCAUAUUUCUUGCUUCAUAGGCGGUUGUUUCCGCGAAGCCAGAAAUGUGAUAUGUACGGCCA